Orbilia oligospora ATCC 24927 is the source of this 1299-nucleotide messenger RNA. RefSeq lists its product as uncharacterized. The coding region runs from base 1 to 1299 and encodes 432 amino acids. Lineage: Eukaryota; Fungi; Ascomycota; Orbiliomycetes; Orbiliales; Orbiliaceae. The record is from RefSeq and is a predicted model, not a curated record. The transcript is spliced from 2 exons.
AUGCCUCCUCUCAGACGUAAGAAGAAGGGCGAAGACGACCUUUCAUCCGACACGUCUGUACAAUCCCACCCUCGUCCCACCACCACCACAACAAAACCGCUUGCACCUUCAAUCUCCUCCAACAUGCGCUCCAACCCCCUGGGAAAUAAGGCCACCCGCCCCAUAAACUCCAGAAACUCCCCUCCCCCGGACUCUUUUCUUUCCAAGUCUCCUACCAAACAAUUUCAACCUUCCAUCAUCCGUCAAAAUUCGAAACAGACUCCUAAACCUCUGAAUAGACCUAAUCUCAACAUGGCCGUGGUCACCCCUCAAUUGCCUUCUGAUAGACAUAUCAGUCCCUCUUCUCCCGUCUCUCCCGUCUCUCCUAUCGCCCAUGAGCUUAAUCAGAUCUCGAUAAGGGCCAUAACACCGCCGAGCCUACCAGAGUCCCGACUUGUCCGUCAUGAAGAAGCCAACGACGAUGUCACUCAGGCCAUUAUCCCUCAGACUCCUGGCACGGAGAUGAGACGUCGAAGAGCCGGUACCCGCAAGAUUUCACGUUUUGAAAAGGACCGUCUGAUAGAGAACAUCAGAUACGAAGUGGAACGACGUGCCAAAGCACUGAGGCAGCGAUAUACCCUUCAAGCAGAAAUGCUUCGCCAAGGUAUUGAGCUUCGUGUGGGUAGAAUCCCUUACAAAAUGCGCAACAUGAAAAUGGGCGAUCUAUACGACCAAGCCGUCGCCGCUGCCGAACAAAAGAUGGAAGUUGAAGCCAAGCAGGCCGUCAAGGAAAUUGAAGACGUUCGUCGUUUAAGCAAUCCUCAACGACCGAUUUCGCCUCUCAGGGUAGCUAAGAAACGUGCCCUGUCUCCGGUGAAGUCUUCAGAACCAAUAAGAGCCGUAGCUCGCCCACCGUCGCCUAUCAAAUCAUCCUCUCCACCACGUGCAAUUGCUCCAAAAUCAACCAUCAAACUCAUCCCUCGAACAUCUCCCACUCAAUUUUUCAACGCCCCAUUCCCCACAUCGUCACCUGUCAAGACCGUACCUUCUUCAAAAUCGAUGCCCACUCUCAAAAACAAACUUGCUGCGGCCGGCAAACCUAUUGGCCCUGGGGUUGCUACGCCGGGCCUCCGAACGGUUGCGUCCACAAUAACAAGGACCCCUGGAUCAGCUGUUCCUACUAUGAAGCCACUCGUCGCUAUUGCCAAGCCCAAGAUAGUAAAAGGGAAAACACCAGCCACCAGCUCAACAACAAAUCCUGGAGGUGCCACCCCGAUAACUAAAAAGUCAUCUGGAAGAUCGUUAAGAUCGCGAAAGUGA